AUGGAUCAAAAUGGAUACCCUAUCUAUCGUCGUUGCAAUAAUGGUCAAGUACAUACUGUGAGGGAGCAAGAAGUUGAUAACAGGGAUGUCAUACCAUACAAUGCAUAUCUUUUUAAACUUUUUAACUGUCAUAUAAAUGUGGAAGUUUGUGUCGGAAUGAGAUGUGUCAAGUAUAUACAUAAGUAUAUUUAUAAGGGUUAUGAUCAUACAACGAUGGUGUUAGGAAUGAUAAAUAAGAUUCAACAAUAUCUUAAUGCAAGGUAUAUUGGACCUCCAGAAGCUGCUUGGCAAAUAUUUGGUCAUCCUUUGCAUGCAGAGAUGCUAACAGUUGUACGAUUGUCACUUCAUUUACCUGGAAUGCAUCGCGUUGUUUUUAACCCAGAAGAGUCAUUAGAAACGAUUCAAUCUAGAGCUGGUCAACACAUGUCAACUCUUACUGGCUUCUUUGCAUAUUGUGCUGCCAGUGAAGAUGAAUGUCCAUUCACUUAUCAAGAAUUUCCACAACAUUUUGUUUGGCUCAAGUCAAAAAAGAGAUGGAAAUCAUGA
This is a messenger RNA of Camellia sinensis, 546 nucleotides long. Lineage: Eukaryota; Viridiplantae; Streptophyta; Magnoliopsida; Ericales; Theaceae. The record is from RefSeq and is a predicted model, not a curated record.